Messenger RNA from Sclerotinia borealis F-4128, 1776 nucleotides. Lineage: Eukaryota; Fungi; Ascomycota; Leotiomycetes; Helotiales; Sclerotiniaceae. The record is from the annotation of a GenBank genome assembly.
AUGUGCGGUAUUCUCGGCUUGAUAUUGGGCGCAGUUGACGACCCUUCCUCCACCGCAGCGGCAUCGGACCUACACGACGCUCUUUACUAUUUACAACACAGAGGACAAGAUGCGUGCGGAAUCGCUACCUGCGCCGCGGGUGGCCGGAUCUAUCAAUGCAAGGGUAACGGCAUGGCUGCAAGAGUAUUCCAGGAUGGAUCUCGUGUUCAGGAUCUUCCCGGGUUCAUGGGUUUAGGUCACUUGAGAUACCCUACAGCUGGAAGCAGUGCUAGUGCCGAAGCUCAACCUUUCUACGUCAACAGUCCAUACGGAAUUACCUUUGCGCACAACGGAAACUUGAUCAACGCCCCAGAACUCAAGGAAUAUCUCGACUUCGAAGCGCAUAGACAUAUCAAUACAGAUAGCGACAGUGAGCUUAUGCUCAACAUCUUCGCCAAUGAGCUCAACGAAACUGGAAAGGCUCGUGUCAAUGAAGAAGAUAUCUUCAAGAGCUUGGAAAGAAUGUAUGGCAGAUGUGUUGGAGGUUGGGCUUGCACGGCAAUGCUAGCUGGUUUUGGCAUUCUCGGUUUCCGUGAUCCACACGGUAUCCGUCCACUCAUCAUGGGCUCUCGACCAUCCUCGACAUCGGCUUGUGCUAUGGAUUAUAUGAUGGCUUCUGAAUCCGUCGCUUUGCGCCAACUCGGAUUCUCGAACCUCGUUGACAUUCUUCCUGGACAAGCCGUCAUCAUUAAAAAGAGUUCAGCACCGAUUUUCAGACAAAUUGUUCCACAAAAGAAUUACGCCCCAGAUAUUUUCGAAUAUGUUUACUUCGCGAGACCUGAUUCGAUUAUCGAUGGCAUCAGUGUUCACCGAAGUCGACAGGCUAUGGGAUUCAAGCUCGCUGAUACUAUCAGCAGGGUUCUUGGUCCAGAGGCAGUCAAAGAAAUCGAUGUCGUCAUUCCUAUCCCGGAAACUUCUAAUACAUCAGCUCAGAGUGUUUCGGAACGUUUAAACAUCCCUUACUGCCAGGCUUUCGUCAAGAAUCGUUAUGUCUUCCGAACUUUCAUUAUGCCAGGACAAAGUGCCCGUCAGAAGUCUGUUCGUCGCAAACUUAGUGCAAUGGAGUCUGAAUUUGCCGGACGCACAGUUCUUUUGGUUGAUGACAGUAUCGUUCGUGGUACGACCAGUAGAGAGAUUGUAUUGAUGGCACGUGAAGCAGGCGCAAAGAAAGUCAUUUUCGCUUCCUCUGCUCCACCAAUCACCCACGCUCAUAUCUACGGUAUCGAUCUUGCUUCACCUCAAGAACUUGUCGCACAUAACCGUGAUAGACAUGCGAUUGCUAAACACAUCGGUGCAGAAGAAGUCAUCUUCCAAUCGUUGGAGGAUUUGAAGGCAUCGUGUGCGGAGCUUUCUCCUCGCGAUCCGAAAACCCAAGAGUUUGAAGUCGGUGUUUUCUGUGGUACUUAUGUAACACCGGUUCAGGAUGGCUAUUUUGAGCAUCUGGAAAAAAUGCGAGGCGAAACCCGAAAGAUGAAGGUUUUGGAGAGUGCAAAGGAAGCUAUCCUUCAUGGCGUAGCAGGAGAGAAUGAAUUCAAUCUCAUUACUCAGGGAGCAGUAGUGGACUCGAGUGGUCAGGUAGUCCCCGAUGACCACCAAGGCAAGGUCGUCAAUGGGACUGAGAAUGGCAAUGCGAGACCCAAACUAGAGACAGCUGAGUCUGGUACGGCUCCUGUAAGGGAUCGCCAAGAUAUUAGUCUACAUAAUUUCGCGAGUGACGCCAACAGAGGUUAUGAUUAA